This is a messenger RNA of Paramecium tetraurelia, 699 nucleotides long. RefSeq lists its product as uncharacterized. Gene Ontology annotation, molecular function: calcium ion binding. The transcript has 3 exons. The record is from RefSeq and is a predicted model, not a curated record. Lineage: Eukaryota; Ciliophora; Oligohymenophorea; Peniculida; Parameciidae.
AUGGGAUAAUCAUCGAUCACAGUCAUUGAUCCAAAUUAAAAUUACAAUUACUCGAGAUAAAAUACUACUUAGGAAGUGGAAGAGUAAAUAAAGAGAGCCUUCAAACAAGCUUCCCCAUAAGGAAGAUUGACCAGAGACAAGUUUAAUGAAGCACUGGGAAUAUUUGAAAGUAUUCAACUGAAAAGGCUGAGAGACACUCCUUUGGCUGAUAGACUAUUUUAAUUAUUGGAUAGGGUAAGAUGUAAAUAUAGGUUGUAGGGUGAAGAAGGAUACAUAACAGAAAGAGAAUAUUUAGAAGGCAUUACAACAUUGAUUAAUAAUAAAGAUAAAAGGAUUACUUAUUCCUUUUAAAUGAUUGAUAAAAACAAGGAUAACAAGAUAGAUUUCUAAGAGUUUUACGAUUUUGUGAAGGACAGCUGGUUGAGUGCUUUUAGAUUAUUGGGGGAAAAGGUUUGUUCAGGACAGAAUCAAUAUCAAUUAACCUAAUCAAAAAUUAAUGCCUGGGCUUAAGGAUAAUUGAACAAACUCUACACCUAAGUUUAGGAGAUAUUCAUGAAGUUUGCUUAAUAGAGUAAUUCGAUGGACCCGCUAGUGUUUAAACAAUGGGUUUUAAGCAAUGAAUUUGGAUUUAUCAAGGCAGAAUUGGGUAAUGAAUCGGUUUAGAUUCCACUUCAUUUAUACAGGUUAGAAGAAAAGUGA